AUGGCACACUACUCCCAGCCUUAUAUUAAUUGGAACAACAAGAUUCAGCCGCUGGUACGGCCUAUCAUUCCCGAGACCCCAGAGUUAUCUCCCCUUAAGACUCUCGCAGCAAAAGUCCAGGAUAGUUCCCGUCACCCUUGGGGUGUGAUUGACUACCACUUAUACCUGGCAGCUAUUGAAAGAGGUCGAGAUGUACUGACUCGCCUCGAAGAAGCUUUACUCCUAGACGCAGGCGGCUUCCGCAAAGUUAGCCUGGACGACUUAUUAGACGCAGAUGUAUUUUCUCGGUCGCCCAUUGAGACAAAUAUUAUUGUCUUUGUCAAUAUGCCUUGGUUACCAUUGUCUACUCUAACUCCUCUCACUGAACAGAAACUUGUCUUGGGUUUUGAUCUCCAGCGCCGACACAUCCUGGGAUACUUCUUUGAAUCGGCACCAGACAACCUUACCGAUAUAGGGUAUAUAUGGGACAACGGCCAGGAAGUUAUUGAUAUCCAUAUCGACCGAUUUUUAGAGAUGUAUACCUAUAUGGUAAAAGAAUAUAUUGAAGUUAUAGGUAUCGGUAUGUUCCGAUAUUUUCGCGAAAGCCAAUAUGAGCUGCCAACGGGAAUGGAUCUCACAGUAACGAUCCAGAUCGCACAAUUUCUCAAUGACUUCGCUGAUUUAUUAUGGGGACAGAAAAGUACAGAGUUCCGAGAAAUGUACAGUGAUCAUGAAGAGCAGCUCCGAACACUGCUAUCCAAGGCAUCCUGGGAAUCCUGGUUUGCAGUACAAAACGGAUUAACUAUUCAACAGUACCGAGAAAAGAGGAUUAACCAAAUGAAACUUGAACAGCUUGUGCUGUAUAAUUUAUUAUUCGACCAUCCUUACGUCUCAAGCGCCCCGUCUCCGCAGCCCUCGUCAUGA
Molecule: messenger RNA, 903 nt
Organism: Penicillium angulare
Lineage: Eukaryota; Fungi; Ascomycota; Eurotiomycetes; Eurotiales; Aspergillaceae
Exons: 1
Coding region: 1-903 (300 amino acids)
Source: RefSeq, a predicted model, not a curated record